Molecule: messenger RNA, 1586 nt
Organism: Peromyscus eremicus (cactus mouse)
Lineage: Eukaryota; Metazoa; Chordata; Mammalia; Rodentia; Cricetidae
Gene: Dlk1
Product: delta like non-canonical Notch ligand 1
Exons: 5
Coding region: 199-1350 (383 amino acids)
Molecular function (GO): calcium ion binding; Notch binding
Source: RefSeq, a predicted model, not a curated record
GAAAAGGCGGCGCGCGGGCCGCAGCGGCAGCUCCUCGGCGACCCGCACUUACCAGUGUGCGCCCCGGUGCAACCCUGGCUUUCCCUCCUCUGGACGCCGGUGCCCACUUCAUCGUCCGCAACCAGAAGCCCAGUGCAGCCCCCGGAGCCCCCUCUGCACCGCCGCCGCUCCCCGGACCACGACCCAGGCCGCCCCGAGAUGACCGCGACCGGAGCCCUCCUGCCCGUCCUCUUGCUCCUGCUGGCUUUCGGCCACAGCACCUAUGGGGCUGAAUGCGACCCAGCCUGCGACCCCAAACAUGGAUUCUGCGAGGAUGACAAUGUUUGCAGGUGCGAGAUGGGCUGGGAGGGCCCCCUGUGUGACAAGUGCGUAACCUCCCCUGGCUGCAUCAACGGACUCUGUGAGGAACCAUGGCAGUGCUUCUGCAAGGACGGCUGGGAAGGGAAAUUCUGCAACAUAGACAUGCGGGCUUGCACCUCAACCCCCUGUGCCAACAAUGGAACCUGCGUGGACCUCGAGAAGGGCCAGUACGAAUGCUCCUGUGCUCCUGGCUUCUCUGGAAAGGACUGCCAGAACAAGGAUGGGCCCUGCGUGAUCAAUGGUUCUCCCUGCCAGAACGGAGGGGCCUGUGUGGAUGAUGAGGGCCAGGCCUCUCAUGCUUCCUGCCUGUGCCCCCCUGGCUUCUCGGGCAAUUUCUGCGAGAUCGUUAACAACAGCUGCACCCCUAACCCAUGCGAGAACGAUGGCGUCUGCACCGAAAUCGGGGGCGACUUCCGUUGCCGCUGCCCAGCUGGAUUCGUCGACAAGACCUGCAGCCGCCCGGUGAGCAACUGCGCCAGUGGCCCGUGCCAGAACGGGGGCACCUGCCUCCAGCACACCCAGGUGAGCUACGAGUGUCUGUGCAAGCCCCCGUUCAUGGGUCCCACGUGCGCGAAGAAGCGCGGGGCCAGCCCUGUGCAGGUCACCCACCUGCCUAGCAGCUACGGGCUCACCUACCGCGUAACCCCCGGGGUGCACGAGCUGCCAGUUCAGCAGCCCGAGCACCACAUCCUGAAGGUGUCCAUGAAAGAGCUCAACAAGAGUACCCCUCUCCUCACCGAGGGACAGGCCAUCUGCUUCACCAUCCUGGGUGUGCUCACCAGCCUGGUGGUGCUGGGCACCGUGGUCAUCGUCUUCCUCAACAAGUGCGAGACCUGGGUGUCCAACCUGCGCUACAGUCACAUGCUACGCAAGAAGAAGAACCUGCUGCUGCAGUACAACAGCGGAGAGGAGCUGGCGGUCAACAUCAUCUUACCCGAGAAGAUCGACAUGACCACCUUCGACAAGGAGGCUGGAGACGAGGAGAUCUAAGCAACGUCCCCCUAGGUCCCUCCAUAGUAUCGGGGUUCCGCAGCGCUUGCUAUAUGCGGUCUGUGCUUCUCUUUGUGGCAGAGCUUGCUCUCUUUUGUGUGAAAUCUAGUGAACGCUAUGCUUACAUGUGUUGUCUUUGCAUUGCUGUGUGACGUGCUGCCAUGCUAUCUAAGAACCCCAUUCCUCCCUCUCAAUGCAUGCUAAUGAAUAAUAAUAAUAAGAAUUUCAUCUCUAAA